AUGGACUCGAGUUACCCCGAAGAGUCUCUCAGUGUGAAUGCCGGGCCCACCGAUGACAAGAAGCACACAAUCACCCUGUCCGUCCCAUCUGAUUUGAUUGAGGAUGAUUCUCCAACAUCACUGUCACUGGGAUUCCAGGUUGAUUCACCCAAUCCCGGUUCAGAGGAAAGCUAUGGUGUUGAUGACUUGAAGAUCACGUCAUCUUACACCUGCGCAAAGACACAAUCUCCUUCUGCCACUACUGGCACUCCAACAUCAGCCACCACAACUGGAACACCCAGUGGCGUCCCAGGCACAGCAGCCCAACCGGGUCUCCUGUUACCAGUUCGCCCACAACAACAACCACAGGGACUCCAUCUUCUGUCAAGAUCUGUUACCCUGAGGUUGUCCUGGAGGAAGAGACUUUGA
Molecule: messenger RNA, 408 nt
Organism: Seminavis robusta
Lineage: Eukaryota; Bacillariophyta; Bacillariophyceae; Naviculales; Naviculaceae
Source: the annotation of a GenBank genome assembly